Messenger RNA from Galeopterus variegatus (Sunda flying lemur), 1093 nucleotides. RefSeq names its product solute carrier family 24 (sodium/potassium/calcium exchanger), member 4 (gene SLC24A4). Bases 86 to 1093 code for a protein of 335 amino acids. Gene Ontology annotation, cellular component: membrane. The record is from RefSeq and is a predicted model, not a curated record. Gene Ontology annotation, biological process: intracellular calcium ion homeostasis; sensory perception of smell; calcium ion transmembrane transport. NCBI's taxonomy places the organism in Eukaryota, Metazoa, Chordata, Mammalia, Dermoptera, Cynocephalidae. Gene Ontology annotation, molecular function: calcium, potassium:sodium antiporter activity; calcium channel activity. The transcript is spliced from 11 exons.
GAUUCACGAGUUCCCCUCAGACCUGUUCUCCAACAAGGAGCGACAGCAUGGAGCCAUCCUACUGCAUAUCCUCGGUGCUCUGUAUAUGUUCUAUGCCUUGGCCAUAGUAUGCGAUGACUUCUUUGUUCCAUCUCUAGAGAAGAUCUGCGAGAAGCUCCAUUUGAGCGAAGAUGUGGCUGGAGCCACCUUCAUGGCUGCUGGAAGCUCGACGCCGGAGCUCUUUGCUUCUGUUAUUGGCGUGUUCAUCACCCACGGAGACGUCGGGGUGGGGACCAUCGUGGGCUCUGCUGUGUUCAAUAUCCUGUGUAUAAUUGGAGUGUGUGGCUUAUUCGCUGGGCAGGUGGUCCGUCUGACGUGGUGGGCCGUGUGUCGAGACUCUGUGUACUACACCCUCUCUGUCAUCGUGCUCAUUGCGUUCAUAUACGAUGAGCAAAUUGUGUGGUGGGAAGGCCUGGUGCUCAUCGUCUUGUAUGUGUUUUAUAUCCUGAUCAUGAAGUACAAUGUGAAGAUGCAAGCCUUUUUCACAAUCAAACAAAAGAGCAUUGCAAAUGGCAACCCAAUCACCAGUGAGCUGGAGGCUGUGAAGGAGAAGCCACAAUACGGCAAAAACCCGGUGGUGAUGGUGGACGAGAUCAUGAGCUCCAGUCCUCCCAAGUUCAGCUUCCCCGAAGCAGGCUUACGCAUCAUGAUCACCAGUAAGUUUGGGCCCAGGACCCGACUACGGAUGGCCAGCAGGAUCAUAAUUAACGAGCGGCAGAGACUGAUCAACUCGGCUAAUGGUGUGAGCAGCAAGCCGCUUCAAAAUGGGAGACACGAGAACAUCGAGAACGGGAAUGUUCCUGUGGAAAACGCUGAAGACCCUCAGCAGGAUCAGGAGCAGCAGCCGCCACCACAGCCACCACCCUCAGAGCCAGAGCUGGGCGAGCCUACCUUCCUGUCUCCCUUUUCUGUGCCUGGAGCCACCGGAGAAGUUGCACAUCCGGUAGAUUCUCACAAGCCAAGGUCAGGAUCUCAGAGAAGCGCUCUUGUCAGUCCCUCUCUGUGCAGCGCUGGGGUGUCGGCUCACGGACCAAUGGGAACCCACACUGGCUGA